AAAACACACUUGGUAUGCUGAAAGUGGAGUUGCCUUGAUCUGAAUUAUUUCAAUGGCAAAUCGAAUCGAACAUCCAAGUGGUGGGUAUAGGAAGUUGUUUGAAACAGUGGAGGAAACUGCUCAGCCAUUGCCAACCUGCAUAAAAGGCACAAUUCCUUCGUGGUUAAAAGGCAGCCUGCUGCGAUGCGGACCUGGGUUAUUUGAGGUUGGCUCGGAACCAUUUUAUCAUCUAUUUGAUGGACAAGCUCUCCUUCACAAGUUUGAUUUUAAGAAUGGAGAAGUCACCUAUUACAGAAGAUUUGUUCAAACUGAUGCCUAUGUAAGAGCAAUGACUGAGAAACGAAUUGUGAUCACUGAGUUUGGUACUUUUGGAUACCCUGAUCCAUGCAAGAACAUUUUCUCCAGGUUUUUCUCCUAUUUCGAAGGAGUAGAAAUUACUGAUAAUGCUUUGGUAAAUUUGUAUCCAAUUGGAGAAGAUUUCUAUGCCUGCACUGAAACAAACUUUGUAACUAAAGUCAAUCCAGAGACACUAGAAACAAUACAGAAGGUGGACCUUUGCAACUACUGUACAAUUAAUGGUGCAACAGCCCACCCUCACAUUGAAAGUGAUGGAACUGUCUACAACAUUGGCAAUUGCUUUGGGAAAAGAUUUGCAUUUGCGUACAACAUUAUUAAAAUACCUCCGCUGCAGCCAGACAGACAAGAUCCCUUGAGAAAAACAGAGGUGGUUGUGCAGUUUCCAUGCAGUGACAGAUUCAAGCCUUCGUAUGUGCACAGUUUUGGUUUGUGUGAAAACUACAUUGUAUUUGUGGAACAACCAGUCAAAAUUAACCUGUGGAAGUUUCUCUCAUCAUGGAGUGUACGAAGUGCUACCUACAUGGACUGUUUUGAAUCAAAUGAUUCGAUGGGAACAUGGUUCCAUGUUGCAAACAAGAAGACUGGUGAACACCAUAAAGUCAAUUACAGGACUUCAGCAUUUAAUAUCUUUCAUCAUAUUAAUACUUUUGAAGACAACGGUUUUAUUAUUGUUGAUGUAUGCUCCUGGAAAGGGUUUGAGUUUAUAUAUAAUUACCUGUGGCUCGCUAACUUGCGUGAAAACUGGGAAGAAGUUAAGUUGAAUGCAAGGAAGGCACCUCAGCCAGAAGUCAGGAGAUAUGUUCUACCAUUGGACAUAAACGCGGUAGAACAUGGAAAAAAUUUAAUCUCCCUCAACACAACAACUGCCACUGCUACAGUUCGGCAAGAUGGGACAGUUUGGCUGGAACCGGAAGUACUUUUCUCAGGGCCUCGGCAAGCUUUUGAAUUUCCUCAGAUUAACUAUAAGAAGUUUAAUGGAAAGGAUUACACAUUUGCUUAUGGGCUGGGACUGAACCAUUUUGUGCCAGAUAAGAUCUACAAAUUGAAUGUAAAAACCAAGGAGCACUGGAUAUGGCAAGAACCAGAUACAUAUCCAUCAGAACCCAUCUUUGUUCAACAUCCAGAUGCACUGGAUGAAGAUGAUGGAGUGUUACUGACAUCAGUUGUAAGCCCAGGUCCAGGACAAAGACCUGCCUUUCUUCUAAUUCUGGAUGCUAAAGAUCUCAGUGAAAUAGCAAGGGCAGAGGUGGAGACCAACAUCCCUGUUACCUUCCAUGGAAUGUACAAACCUUGAUGUCAUGUUAUCUAGCGUAACUGGUAUAUUUACUCAAAAAUGCUGCAAUGUGUAAAAAUGCAAUGUAUGUGGAACAGAGCAUAAACAUGCUAACACAUUAUCUACCCCUUUAUAUAUGUUAUAUAAAAUAUAAUAUAUAUAUCUCAGUCACUUAUUAGUUUUGAAUUGCACAAUAAAUUGAAAUUAGCGGGCCAAUAUUGAGUUUGUGUACAAUGCCAAGCAUUCAGUAUAUGACAGUUUGACAGCAGAAGAUUAAUAUCUCAGAAAAAGAGUAGACUGCCAGUUGCUUUAUUUUUUAUGUUGAACUGGAAUGAGGAGAAAGAAUCUGCCUCUUUCAUGGUAUGCUAUGUAAAAUAACCACUUAACUGAGAUUCACUCUUAAUUUUCACAUUCUAUCAACACGGACUGUGCCAUAAGGUAUUGAACGGGUCUAGAUAGAAUUCUUGAUGUUGAAAAUAUUGCCUUUUUUAAAAAAAAUACCUUGUCGCCUAAGACUAAGAGAUUCUAUCUUUCCUUGCCACCCUGCCGCCUUGUCCUAAGACGCAAGGAACAAUUAUGUUUUUAAUCUCAAAAAUCUGCUUUAGGUCUCUUGCCUCCUGUUGCUGUUCCCAGCUUUUCACAUUGACCUUUCUCAGCACCUUCUUAUCCAUAUUUUCCACAGCACUUUCCAAGUACUCAUUAUCCAUGCUAACCACCUCCUGUUUCUUUGAAUCCUCCUCCAUUGCCUUCCCAAACAUUCAGUUUCUUUUUCUUAUUCUCAUCAGUAGUGUAAAUACAUCCUACAUUGUUUAUUGUUCCCUUUCAAAGCAUUUAUACACCCAGUUCUUGUAUUGCACAGCUACCUUUCUGUUCUCUGAAAACAUAGUUCAUGUUUAUUCAUUCUUGCAAAAAUCCCUCAGUAAAUCCCAUCAAUUCACUUCUCUGCAGCAUGACAAAUGAAACAUGUCAGCCUCUUCCACCUCAGUUCCUUCAUGGUUUAUUGUAAUAUUUCCUCUCCCCUGUAUAAUGCAGCCAGCAUAUCUCCAGCAAUAGUUUCAAUUCCCACAUGCCAUGGUCAUCUGCAUUAUACAUAAGGUUCCACAUUCACUAUCUUUUCUUCAUGGUGAGAACAUUUUCUGCCAUUAGGUACA
Amblyraja radiata (thorny skate) is the source of this 2781-nucleotide messenger RNA. RefSeq names its product retinoid isomerohydrolase. The coding region runs from base 53 to 1651 and encodes 532 amino acids. The transcript is spliced from 14 exons. Gene Ontology annotation, biological process: retinal metabolic process; zeaxanthin biosynthetic process. The record is from RefSeq and is a predicted model, not a curated record. Gene Ontology annotation, molecular function: retinol isomerase activity; all-trans-retinyl-ester hydrolase, 11-cis retinol forming activity; beta-carotene 15,15'-dioxygenase activity. NCBI's taxonomy places the organism in Eukaryota, Metazoa, Chordata, Chondrichthyes, Rajiformes, Rajidae.